CCUAUCUCUCUACCCUCGCAACUUCUAGUUAUCGCUGUCGUAUGAGAGCUCCCCUCCCAAAAACAUACGCCUCAACUAGUUGACUCGAACCGCCCACAUGCGUGCUAUAAACCCGAGUUGGCAUGCGUGAACACCAGGUUUUGCUUGGCGGUUAGGAACUAUAACCAGCAAUUAAACAGCUCAAGGAGUUGUGGAACGCGGCUUCUUUGUCCGGGUGUCGGAGAUGGCGUCUGCGGCAGUCGGCAUGCCGUCGCGACUUCCAACGGCAGCGGCGGCCUUUCUUCUAGCCGUGACAUGCUUGCUGUUAUUGGGCGUAGCAAGUGCUGAUACAGCCUCACCAAGCGACGCAUCGGACAUUAAGGCAAGGCCGAACAGGCCGCGCAAGGUCAUCUUCGACCACGAUGGCGGCAUCGACGACUACGUUACACUGCUGCUACUGCUAUCCUGUCCGGAGCGUGUGCGUGUCAUCGGCAUCACCAUCCUUGACGCCGACUGUCGCGCCGAGCUAGCCUGGAACACCACCCUCAAGCUGCUGCACACGCUGGGGCACGAGCACGUACCCGUGGCCGUGUCUUCCCUACCCGCCGUCAACCCCUUCCCCGACCCCUGGCGCAACAGCGUGCUGUCAGUUGACGUACUGCCGCACAUCAACGACCUUACGCAGGAAGACCUGGCUCCGCUCCGGCUGUCAGUACCCGGCCAGGAGCUCAUGGCGCAGCUGCUGCUGGGCACCUUCCAAUCCGCCUCCGGAUCCAGAGACAAAUCCGGAUCCAGAUCCAAUGGAACUGAUGGAGGCGCCGCAGCUGUGGCCGACGACGACGAUGAUGGCGAGCCCAUCACGGUUGUGGCCACCGGCCCGCUCAGCAAUGUGGCGCACGUGUUGCGGAAGCACGGGCGGGCGGCGGCGGACCGCAUCCGGGAGGUGUGGUGGAUGGGCGGCGCCGUGUGGGUGGGCGGCAAUGUGGCGUUCCCCGGACACGACGGCAGCGCGGAGUGGAACGCGUUCUGUCUUGCUACCCCCAUCCAAGCAAGCAGAUUGCAUUGGUUACAAGAGGGACUUGCUGACGCGAGUCACGAGCGACAUCUGCUCUGGACCUCAGGGACGUGCCACCUGCAUCGCCGACGACCUACUCUAGUAGUAGGCUUGCUCUCGGACCCCGCUGCAGUGGGCGAGGUGUGGGGCUGGCCCUCCGUGCCGCUGGUGGUGGUGCCGCUGGACGCAACAAACGCAGUGCCCGUCACCCCCGACCUCAUCUACAGGUUCGGGCGCCAGUCGCGCUACCGCUACUCGGUCCUGGCCGGCACGGUCUGGUCGCGUGUGGUCACGUGGGUGUACGACAGACCAGACGAGCCGUACUACGCCUGGGACACCCUCACAGCCGCAUGCGUACUGCAGCCCGACCUGUGUGACAAGCUGUACGACGUACAGUCGUACGUUGUGGUGGCGGGCGCCAGCCAGGGCCGUACGGUACCGCUGGCGCCGUCGCCGGAGGCGGCGGCGGCGGCGGCUGGUGGUGGCGAAAAGGGCUCUUGCGUGGCGGCGGCUCCUGAUGUGGAGACGGGCAUGGCGGGGAGGACUGGGGUGAAGGACGGGGAGGAGGGCGUGCAGAGCGCGGUGGAGGCGGCGCGGAUGCUGGCGGAGGUGACCGGAGCUGGUGCGGCGGAGGCGACAACAGGCGGGCAGCGUCCAGGACAACAACAGGGGGAGCAGCAGCAGCGGUCUGGCAGUCGGGGCGUAACGGUGGUGAGACACGUGGAUGCAGAGGAUUUCUACACGUUUGUGCUCAACGCACUACGCCUAUGAGUUUACCGUAUGUUUGUGACUUUAUGCCUUGUGCGGUAACAGCAUGGCCGCGGCUUUGCGGUUUGAAGUGUAGGGCCGUAGGGGUUGGGUGGUGUGUGUGGGGGGGGGGCCUGGGGUGGGUGGGUGGGGGUGGGGGUCACACCACCACAGUGGAUCGUACCUGGUGCCCUUGCCACAAGCCGGCAAGCCCGGUAAGAGGACCCGCGAAGUGCAUGGAGACUUGGAGUAUUGUGUAUAAGCUCGGUCACGGUCUCACAGACUAGGUUCAGGCAUGUAGCGGGGCGUGUGCCAAUGUCCUGCUGCUGCCUACUGCAGUUGACGCAGUGGAGCAGAGUGGAGCUGAGUGGAGGGUCAUUUCUGGCGUGAGCGGUGAGCCAUUCAACAGCCCCAAGAAAUUCAUAGCACUGGCUAAUGUUAUAAUGUAGCUAACUAUGGAGAUGAGUCAUAAUCUGUAUGCCUAUCGAGGUGCCUUUGCAAUACGAGGGCUACGUUACAAGUGCCGCGGAGUGCCCUUGUGCCUGAGUAUGAUGAGUUGUGCAUGUGGGGCGUGUUACCGUGCGCAAGCAGGAAUGCAGGAUUGGCUACACGGAUACUUGCAGCAGCAGGGCAUCAGGGUGCUGUAUCCUGUGUGUAGGUAGGCGGUUUUGGCCGUGGGGAACGGCGUGCGGGAGUGCUGCGAAAGUGCGACACCCAGACCUGAGUCUGAAGCAAGGCUGUUGACUCACCAGGACAGUAAAGUAUGCCUCGCACAUUUGGCUUCUAUUUAUAUUUUGCACAUGUUGCAGCCGGGUGGAGUCCUCCGCGGCGAAACCGGAAGCACAUGGACCGGUCCCCCCGAUCCGACGGCAGAUUUGCUCGAGAGUAAGCUUUGACUCGUUCAUUCACGUGUCAUGUUUUCGCUGCAAUCUGUCGACGUCCUGUAAUGAUAUACUGCA
Molecule: messenger RNA, 2739 nt
Organism: Chlamydomonas reinhardtii
Lineage: Eukaryota; Viridiplantae; Chlorophyta; Chlorophyceae; Chlamydomonadales; Chlamydomonadaceae
Exons: 7
Coding region: 224-1804 (526 amino acids)
Biological process (GO): purine nucleoside catabolic process
Cellular component (GO): cytosol
Molecular function (GO): purine nucleosidase activity
Source: RefSeq, a predicted model, not a curated record